UGUAUAUUUGCGUAGAUGGAAUUUUGACUUUUCAGAUGAUGUGUUUUUUAUGUCCAUUUUUUCCUUAUGCCUAUUUGCAAAACCCAUCACCCGUGAAGAGAGAGAGAGAGACUACACUAAUCUCUACAAUUGAUGCACUCUUCUUUUCAAAAUCAACUAUCUCAUCUCUCUCAUUAUUUUUGGUUUCUCCGUCGUUACCAUCUCUCAUCUCUUUCAAUCUCUUUGUGUUCUCCGUCGGAGCCUUUGUUCCAAAAUAAACUCUCCGAUUUCUAUUCUUUAGUCUCACCAGAGUCUCUAGGAUUUAUACAAUUGGCUCCAUCUCUUCUUAUAUGAGCUAGAAUCCUGGCAUCCUUGCACAAUCACGUCGUCCAUCUCCAUGGAUUCAGACCGUCCGCGAGAAAUAAGAGCCCACAAUCUAUGCCGCUUCUUCCCUUGAAUCCAGAGGUCCGAUCGAGCUGAUUCCUUAUGCUUUCGUUGCUCCGCCUGCUUCUCUGUUGACGGCUGUUGUAGACUAGAAAUCGGAGGAAUCUAAUGGUGAUUGCAGAUUGGGCAAUGCAAGGAUGAAACCAGUUUGUAAAAGGAGAGAGAAUGGAGCUUAUGAGCCGGAUAAUAGUUGUGUUAGCUGGAAAAUAUUGUUGUAUGGCUUUUUCUAUAUUUAUCUUCAUAAUCUUUAUUCUAAGUAACAUUAGCUUGUUAAUACUGUUGUUUUCGAUAUUCACGGGGCUAACGAUUUUUUUUUUUGAUAAGGACAACUCAGUUGGCUAAUAUAUAAGUUAGGAGGGUUAUACUUUGACUUAUACAAAUAUUUGGUAUGUUAGCUGGUAUCUAAUUUUGUUUACCGGAUAUUUAAGAAAUUGACGAUGUGAUAUUCUAGAUGUCAUCGAUGUGAGAGACAAGGUUUCACUUCUUAGAUUUAGGUUAGGUCAAGAGAGAUGAAUGAGAAUCGUGGGCUGAAUCCCGUAAAUAAACUUGAAGAAUGAAUAUGAUUUUAUUGAUGAGUUGAAAGAUGAUAAAUACAAAGGAAUGUAUCUUGUGAUGAUCAAAGAAUACGUAAUGCUUUUAAUCUAGUACAAAAGUUCAUCCAUGAAAAAAAAGAGAUCCCUUGUCUUUUAUCUUCUCCAUCUUUAUAUAGUCUAGGUUUCGUUGGCAACCCUUCAACUGUUCUCCUAGAUAUUUGGCUUCAAUUACGGAGCUCGCUUUAGGCUCCUCUUGACCGAGUCUCUUAAGGUGUUAGCUCACUUUCUGUCGCGACCUCUGCUAUGAUGUCUCCCAGGUCCAGUCGUCAGCUCGGCUUUCAGCUCCCUUUGUUAUGAUGGGCUUAUCGCAACCCACAUGCUAGCUCACGCUUAUCGGUACCUCACCUGAGGGUCAUAUUCGGGUCCAACAGUUGCCCCCAGCUUCCGAAUAAAAUCCUUUGUCUCGGAAGCUAGAAUCUAGCUAUCGAUCUUAUCUUUUCGUUAAGAUAAUGAUUAGUUCUUAUCCUAUUUAGAUUCAGCUUACUCGAUCUAACGGUCUUUAUUACGUUUGGCAGAAUCUAUGGUUCAAAUGGAGAGGGUUUGAAAUGACUUUUCCGAAUCUCGAGAGGUGAUGGGAUAUAAAGCGGUGAACAUUAACUGCUAGCCUUCCACUUUCUCCACGCCUCCGUUCGGUUUUCAAGGUAACUUCUCUCUCUUUAUUUUACUGCGAUUUUUUUUAUCUUCCUCGUUACUUUUCUCUGCAAAUUCUCUCCCAAACCUUGCAAUCGAUUUUCUCCUUAACCUUCCCAUACUAUGGAUCAUCCGAAAGAAGGUUCCGGGGAAUCCGGGAUGCCUCCCUCUGCUUCUGGAGCUAAACUACUGAAAGUUAAGCAAGAAAUCGGAGCCAAGAUGAGGAAGGGGAAAAAGACAGCCAGGGAGGCAAUCGCGACCAGAGUUUCUAAACGGAAGAAGAAAGACGAUUCUAGUGGGAGCAGUCCUCACUCGCCUUCGUUGCUGAAAAAUCAAGACGUGGUUAACCUCAUGGUUCAAGCUCUCGCCCAAAAGGAGCUUGGCCGUGCCUGUAAUUCUGACGAAACCCCCGAGACCGCUCCGGAGGGUUGGUUCUGUUGCCAUGAGAAGUACAUCUCCAAGUCUCACUUGAGAUUUCCUCUUCCGACCCUACUGCUUGAUCUACUAGAUCAUUAUCAGUUAGCCCUUUCCCAACUCUGUCCCUCGGUUAUCCGGGUGAUAAACGGCUUUAUCACUAGGUCCAAAGAGGAGGGGGUUAGCGUCGGUCUUACCGAACUUAUGAGCCUCUUUUCCCUGAAGGAAAGCGCCUCUAAGGAGGGUGGUACCGGGACCUACUACCUCCCUAGUCGUCCCAAUCAUGUUAUCUUCAGAUUCUCUAGUAGUGAUGAUGACUGGAGGAAGAAGUAUUUUUACGUUAAAGUUGAUCCUUCGACGGUUCCUGUGGGUCGGAACCUUAGGGUCACUUGGACUAAUCCAUCUGGUUAGGAAUUCUAGGGAUAUGCUUUUUCGUUUUAUUCAUUUAUGGCCGAGUAACCUUUUGCUCUGAUUUACUUGCAGAAAUCGAAGAUCCCCCGAAGCUCUCUACCAAGCUCACCAGGGCUCUAUACCGCAAGUUGCAACAGAGUCCCUGUACCUGGGUGGCCUACACCACUUCUCGAAUAAGUGCAGCCAGAUUCCCAGAUACCUACAACGCCUCUUUCCAAGAUCCCAUUCCUGCUGAGAACCUUGAGAGUGAGUUCUUGUCCGAACCUUUUCAAUGAUUUUAUCGCUUUGAAGUUUUUAAACUUAAGGAUUUCCAUUGUUCCAGUUUCGGCAGGCGAUUCGGUUGUAUCGAUCUCAACUGGUGCUAGUGCUUCGGGAACUGAAAAGUCUCAGCCAGGUGACAUGACUCUGCGACCGUCAUUCCGUUCUAGGGGUAACCCCUCUAAAGCUGCCAGUGCUUCUCGUGGAAGCGACAGGAACCAAGGAGGAUCGUUCCUUAUCUCAAUGAAGGAAGUUUUGGACGACGGAGGAUCCAAACCUGUUGUCGAGACUGCUCCAACUGAGGUUGUAGCUCAGGAUGCUGCUCCUCUCCCUGAGGUCCAGGUGCCGGAGGCUGACUACCAGGCUCCGAAGGGUACCUCUGAGAUCGAGCCGUCGAGACACAAGAGGCCCAGGAUCGAUCAGGGCGGAGCUUCCAUCCGUUCUUCUUCCUCGUCCUCUAGAGGAGGGACUGUUGGGUGGAGCUUUACCCAUUCGAAGCCUGGGUCGAUCCUGGAUGACUCUUGGGGCCUAGCUGCGAUAAUGAGGCACCUGAAGAGCGUGGGAUGUCCCCUUCCAGCGCUCAAGGACCUGACUAACCGAGAUGAGUAUCUCGAUAUUGCCCACUGUAUGGGUCAGUUGGCUGGGGCUGUUAACAGGGCCCAGCUCAGGUUUGAGAAUGCUCUGUGUGCUGCCCCCAAUGCUGGUGAACUUGCUGAGGUUACCGAGAUGGUUAAGGCAGCCAAAACCGAUCUUGACCAAGCCCGGGUUCGAAUUUCUGAACUCGAAGCCGAAGUGACGAGGCUAGGCUCGAAGGCCGAUGCUCAGCAAGGAGAGAUCGAGAGUCAAAAGCUCGAUAUCCAGGUGAAGAGCAGGAGGAUCAAUGAUUUAGAGGCUGCUCGAAAGAUAGCUGAGCAUCAAGUACGUGAGCUCAUUGCCUCAUCCCGGGAUAGCCAGAAGAACAAGGAAGCUGAAGUCAAGCUGGCUGUCAGGGAAGGGAAGAAAGAAGUCGCCGAAGCUUACGGCAAGAUCCUGGUCUGUGUUAAGGAGAAGUUUGCUAGGAAGAAAGAUGAGGUCGACGCUUUGGUGUACGCUCAGGAGCUCCAAGCUAAUGCCGACCUCUUGAAGGAUAUGCUGAACAACAAGAUCCAAAGCGUUGAAGAGGAGUACAACCAAUUGGUGGCCUUAUUACCAGAAGCGACAACUGCGUAUGAGAAGGCUCAAGUCUCUGACUUCUCGGUCAGCAAGCUUCCUCUUCCCCAGAUCUCGGAGAGUUCAGGUACUUUCGAGAUUAACAUGUUUAAUCCAUCCUUUUCUGGGGAGUAUGGCUCUAAUUUGGGUUUGAUGGCUCCUGACUUAGCUCCAGUCGAGGCAGCAAUAGGAGGUGACGGCAAUGUGGUCGAUGAGGGAGUUCCUGCCGGUGCUGGUGAUCCGAUUCAGGAAGAGAAGGAAGAUUGAGAGCUACGGCUCUUUUAACUUUAUGUUUUGUGUUUUUAAGACUUCGGCCUAAGGGCUUUGUUUCGUUAUGUUUUGUGACUUAGUGCCUGAGGAGGCCUUUAAACCUUAACGCUUGCUGGAUUUCAAUAGCCUGGGGAGGUUUUUAAACCCUUUCUUAUGUUUAAAUCGUGGCUAUUAUUUCUGUUUUAAGUUUUUGAACUUAACCUCGUUUCAUUUAAUCAUAGUGAUUGCGAAUCUCA
This is a messenger RNA of Brassica napus (rape), 4423 nucleotides long. RefSeq lists its product as uncharacterized. The coding region runs from base 2871 to 4184 and encodes 437 amino acids. NCBI's taxonomy places the organism in Eukaryota, Viridiplantae, Streptophyta, Magnoliopsida, Brassicales, Brassicaceae. The transcript has 3 exons. The record is from RefSeq and is a predicted model, not a curated record.